This is a messenger RNA of Eriocheir sinensis (Chinese mitten crab), 8019 nucleotides long. Its product is annotated as ataxin-2 homolog. NCBI's taxonomy places the organism in Eukaryota, Metazoa, Arthropoda, Malacostraca, Decapoda, Varunidae. The transcript has 10 exons. Gene Ontology annotation, biological process: cytoplasmic stress granule assembly. The record is from RefSeq and is a predicted model, not a curated record. Bases 236 to 3400 code for a protein of 1054 amino acids. Gene Ontology annotation, molecular function: RNA binding. Gene Ontology annotation, cellular component: cytoplasmic stress granule.
UACAGGAACGUAUUUUCCUCCACGUUAGGUGCCAUUAGCAGCGAGGGGCGCCGUGCCUGGUGUGCCCGUUAUGCCUUGGUAGCCGGGGAGGACGAGACCCGCCGCCACCCACACACCCUUGACACAGCCGCCGCCACUCUCACACUGUUGUUCGUCGCGCCGUGAAGCAAGGACCAUCAAAAUUCCGGUCCCCAGCGAAUUUCGGCAGGCCCGUUUGGGGAGAGCCGAAGAGACCAUGAACGCCAGAAGGAAAACCCGCUCCACCUCCGCCAGAGGAGGUCGAGGGGGCAAGGGAGCAGAGAGACAGGUGUCCGCUGACGGGGUGUACACCAACCAUCGCUUCAUGCAGGCCGUGGGGGCUCUGGUCGGCCUCCCAGUGAGAAUACAGACCAAAACUAAUGAAAUCAUCGAGGGAGUCUUCACCACCUUCAGCCCAAACUUCGACCUGGUGCUUGACUUGGCCCACCAGGUGUCCCGCUCAGACCCCUCCACCAUCAACCCAGAGACCAUCAAGCCCAAGAUGAUCUUCACUGCCGCUGAUAUUGUGACCAUCAAGGUGGCCAAUGUCGACCUGGAAUAUGCCACUAGAGAUGGAUUUGCGGUGGACCAAGUGAUCAGCCGCUACAACGGGCAGGGGGGUGAGAAGCCCCUGGAGCCCUGGCAGGGAGACCCAUCCACCGACGACUGCAUCGGCCUCGGGGAUGAGAACUCUAAUGGAUGGGACGUGGAUGACAUGUUCCGCAAGAAUGAGGAGAAGUACGGCGUGACUACCUCCUACACGCCCGACAUGGAGGGCUAUACCACCCGCCUCUACAAACUCAACACGCCGGAGUACAGGGAGCGUGAGGCCAAGGCUUCAAGGAUUGCCGCGGAGAUAGAAAAGUCCCCCACCACCCAGGUUCGCUUGGAUGCUGAGAAUGGGGACGAGGAGGAGAGGUUCUCCGCAGUGCUGAGGCCCGGGGAGCAGGGGGGUAAAUACAUCCCUCCAAUGUUACGUAAGAAAAACCAGAAUGGGGGGAAGGCGCAGCGAGCUACCCCACCCCCCACUGGCGCCAGAUACAACUCCCAUGGCAGCUCCAACCCCCCAACCCCCACCUCCCCCUACCCUGGACCCCCACCCACAGGAUCCGCCGGGCACAGUCCUGUAGGGUUACCGGGAGCAUCCCCUGCAUAUCAGCCCCAGCAGCCCCCACAGCAGCUCCCUAACCAUGCCCUGCCCCCAGCCCAGCACCAGCCCAUCCACCGUAAUAACUCCCAGGGGUCGCAUCAUGGCCAUGCCCCUGACACUAAGGUCAACGGGGAUGCCAAGAAUUCAUAUGACCGUAAGGGGCACGAUGGGCCACCAGUGGACGCCAGUGGGCGGGAGGUGCGACACAACAACUCCCACGGUGGCAAACAGCAGCAGCAGCAGCAACAGCAGGACCUCCACCCACGCCACCACGGCCCACCACACUCUGAGCCUGCACACAUGACACAGCAGCAAGCACAGCAACAACAACAACAACAGCAGCAGCAACAAGCACAGCAGCAGCAGCACCAGAAGCCCAUCCCGCAGAAGCCCCCGCCCCAGCAGCACCACCAGCACACCAGCCACAUGCCGCCUGUGGGACAGGGCGAUCACCGCAAGGCUGAGCCACGAGAACAGCGUGAGCCAAGGAAGAUGCGCAACAAGGAGGAGCAAAUUGCCGACCUCAAGAAGUUCAGCGAGGACUUCAAGCUCUCGGACCAGCCAGAGAAGAAGGCUCAGGGUCAGGGCCAGCAGCAGCAGCCUCAGCAACAACAGCAACAGCAGCAGCCACCCCAGCAACAGCAACAGCACCACCACCAGCAUCAGCACCAGCAGCCUCCACCACCAACACAGCAACAGCAGCAGCAGCCUCCACCCACAUCCCAGCCUCCACCACCACAAGCACAGCCACACCCACAGCCACAGCCACAGACACAGCCUCCACCGCAGCCCCAACAGCAGCCUCCACCACCACAACAGCAGCCUCCACAGCCACCACAGCUGCAGCAACCACCACCACCAACACCACAGCAGCACCACCAACACCACCAGCAGCAACCACCUCCACCGCAGCCACAGCAACCACCUCCACCACAGCAGCAGCCACCACCACCCAUACCGCAAACACACCUCCCACCACAGCAUCUCCCGCCGCAGCAGCACCCUCAACCACAGCGACAGACACCGCCUGUAACAUCGGUGACUAUGGGCCCACCACAGACAGCUCAGCAACCCCCCCCGCACCACCCCCAGAACCCCCCCACCAUGACCAUGAGCCCAGCCGCUGAGAUGAGCAAACCGCAUGAUGAGAUGGAGAAGAUCGCCACCACCGUCACCCACUCCAAGCUUAACCCCAAUGCCAAGGAGUUUGUGUUCAACCCCCAUGCCAAACCCUUCAGCCCACGCUCCCCCAGCACCACCACCCCACCACGCCCUCACACUCCCCAGACCCCACAGAUCCCACCCAACCAGCCGCCCCAGUUGGCUCCCGGGCCCCCAGUUGGCAUCCCUCACAUGGUGCUCACCUCGCAGUCCUUUGCCAUACAGCCGCAGCCUCCACGCUUCCCCAAGAGAGUGCCUGUGGGUGGUAGUCAGAGGCCAGAAUACACCUCACCCCUUCAAGUGGCAGCUGCUACUGGCCAGCCCAUCCUGGCUCCUGCUCCCAUGGGCACACAGACCCAGCCCAUCACCACUGUACAGAUCCCACAGAAUAUUAUGCCCCAGACCCCUCAGCACUACCAGCAGUACCCUGGUGUACCCAUUGUGAUGCGGUUCCCCCCCACUGGCAUGCCCAUGAUGGCUGCCAUGGUGCCCAACUCCAUGGGGCUGUGCCACCCCAACCCAGACUCCCAGCAGCCCUCCCAGCAGCAUGGCCACCAGACCAUGUACAUGGCCCAGACCAGCCUACCUCCCCACCAGCCACACCCAGCGCACACCCCCGGCCCCGUCCCCCAGCCCACACAGCCUCCCACACCCCAGAACCCCGGUGGCGGCAGCGGACCCCCCAACAUGCCCAACCCACCGUCAACCCCCGGACCCACUCCACCACAGUCCCUCAUUUACCCCAUGGGAGGACAGCCGUCUCUGCCCCAACACCUGCCCCAACACUCCCCCCACCCUGCCCCAAGUCCCCACACCCAGCAGUACCCGGGCCCUGGCCAGGGGGGAGCGGGCUCCGGGGGCCACCACGGCGGGCCGGGCCAGAUGACGGCCCAGUACGUGGUGCUGCCCCACCACAUGAUGCACCACUCGGGGCCGCCCCCCCACUCCGCUGCGGCACACAUUCCCUCCUCCAUGCCGGGCUUCACCCCCACAUCAACAGCCACUGUACAGCAACUACCCUCUCAUAUUCAAUAUUUCCCAAGUAAGCACCACCCACGGUUCCCACACUGAGGUGCUGAGCAGCUUGAGGAGAGAGAACAACUUGCUUGAUAAGUUUUGAGGUUCCUCAAUGAUGAUUGCUUUAUACUUCUGAAUUGAGAAAAAAAAUGUUUCUGUGCCACUAUUUAAUCUUGAUAGAUUAAUGGAAUAUUAAGUAAGAGUAAGAGUAUGAGGUGGCCGGGUCAUCAACCCGAGCCCCGGCAGAUCUGGCGACGUGAAGCGAGUUGGAGGUCACGAGCUGAGACGGUGUUUGUGCCCGCAGGUACAGCCGGCAGCCACGGUCACCCAAUGUCCCUCGUCCAUCACAGCCAAUGAAGUCUGGGCUCAGUAGGAUCAAAGCCACAUUUGUCCCCAGCUAUCAGCCGUGCCCGCCUGAGUGUCUGGUCUCCACGUGAGGAGCACCCUGGCCUGCACAGGGGAGGGAGGGAAGGCGGGCGGAGUCUUGUUGCCGCGUUGAGAAGUGUAAAUAUGUAGUCUUGAGUGGAGUGCGUGUCAGUAUGCGUGCUGCUAAUAUGCCAGUGGUGUGUGAGGAGGCGCUGGAGCAAGUUGCUAAAUUUUUUAUAUAUUGUAAAUGGAUAAUGAAUGAGAUGUUACGUGUAAGGGUCAUAAUACGGGUAUGCUCUCUUUGUUUUUCUGUAACAAAUGCAUUUUAGCAUAGAAGUGUGUGACUCUAGACACAGCGGAUGUGCUCCAGGCAAAGAAGUCCUCCAACAAACACACGAUUGACGUAUUCUUACCACGGAAGUGGAUAUUUAUUGUUGAAGAGAGAGAGAGAGAGAGAGAGAGAGAGAGAGAGUAGAGAGUAGAGAGAGAUUUAAUUUACUCUAAGGUCUCAACUUCACAAAGGAGUAGUAGGCCACAAAGUCUAAGGCGUAGCAGCAGUUUUUAUGGCGUGGCGUGCGGCGGCAGGCGUGUGAGGCUCGGGGCACCACACACGGGCGGCCGGCGGUGGCGGGGACACAGAGAAGUCAGCCCUGGCGGUUGUUACUUCGGCGCUGAACUGUUUUGAUAAUCUUGUAUGCAUGUGACGGUUCAAAGCAAAGUGGCAAUAUUCUGUAAAGAGUCAAGUCAGUGGGGAGCCUGCCAGACAGCUAGCUUGACAAAAAAUUAUUGUGGAAAUACAAUUUGCCUUAUAAUGUUUUAUAAAUAAGUUUGCCUCAUUCAAACUGAGUCUGUGUUGUGAGUGUGGCAAGCUGGGCUGAGUUGUCUCAGAGCUCUGGUCACACACAUUUUGUAUAGACUUACUCAUUCUAUCUGGGCAUCAGUAUCUCCUCUCAAUCAUCUUUCUUGAAAUGUGUACACAGAUGUAUUUGCCCAAGACUUUAUGCAGAUGAAUUUGACAUACAUACACUUAACAUACACAUCCUCACACCCAGAGCAGUGUAUGUAUCAGGACAUUUCCACCACACUCAGACACACCUUCCAGUCCUGCAGUGCUACAAUCCAUGGCUGUUGCCUGACUGACUGUGACACCUUCAUCCUCACUUUCAUACAAGUUGUCUGUGUAGCCUCUUCGUGAACGCUGACCAGAGGACAAAUGGGCGGGUGACAACCUUUCGUAACGGUCGCGCCGCCAUUAUUUGAUUGUAGCCUAAAUCUUUUAUUUGUGGCUGCUGACGCUGUGCCAUGCAGUUCUCGGCAAUAAUCAGGACAGAUAUUGUUUUGCAUUUGCAGACGUGCUGAGCAGUUAUCAUUACUUAUCUGCAUUUUGUGUAUGAGUACCAACCACUCAUGGAGGAAUGAAUGUGCUGUGUGGUUCCUGAACAUCCACGCAUCAGUUUGCUGUCAGCUCAGAAAAUAAUUGACCGUGUGAGGUGGUGUUACGUGUUUUUGGAAGAGUAAAGAGACCUUACUAGUCGCUCAAUUACAAGCGUGUGUAUAUUUCUUUUGUAUUGAGUGCAGAAAUUGUUACAAUUUGUUGAUGCAUCACCAGCAACUUUUUGUAUGAAGUUUAUUCCAAAUGCGAUCCUGUCAGCCCCCGGGCCAGGCUGUUCCCAGCCGCCCGCUGAACAGGUGUAUAGAAAAAGGUGCUGUUCACAGUGUCUUGAAAAAUGCAUCCCUUGUGCAAGAGGACUGGGAACCAAAUAUCUGCGUGUGACUACAGUGGCAUGAUCCAACCCUUUUUGUAAGCCUGCAGAAAAGAAUAACACGAGAUUACGAAGAGCCUCUUAUCAUAACUAGGAUAGCAAGUAAAGGUUUUAUCCUGUUGGUAUGUCAACCCUUCCUUUUAUCUUGAGAGAACCUUUACCACAUUGGUUGCCCAGUGUUGAAGCCUUUUUUUAUGUUCCGUUAUCUUCGCCCAGUACGUGCACAGCUGGUAGAUCAGAGUAGGACCGUUUAAUUUUGAGACGUAAGGCACGAAAGGUUGUUUGAGGAAGAGAGUGAGUGAGCCCUUAUUAUUUAUUACUCCCCAACAAGCCUCUGGGGGCCGGGAGAGUGGAGAGCCUCAGGGUGACGGGUGUGUGAGUGUGGGAGGUGUCGGUGUCCCGUUUCCUCCUUGCCUCAGUGUGAAUGUUAGGAAAUACCUUCCGUUUAUUCCCCUUCGGUACACGGUAGUGCCCCAAAAGGCUGACAGUGCUGCUUACUUUUACAUACUUAACUUUAUAAUUUUUUAUUGUUAUAUUAUCAUGGUGGGGUUUAAGAGCGAUGCCCUACACUUGUGGCUUGUUAUGUUGUUCAUCGGCCAUGUCCUGUGUGACGGACCAGCUGGCGUGUGUGUACGUGUGUAUGUUAACCCUGUAAGGGACUUUACUAAGGGCAGAAAAUGGUUACACCCACAAAAUGCCACAUUGUCAGAGCAGCCAUCAGUCCGAGUAAUAUACAUUGUUAAUUGAAUAUGUAAUGUUAUAAUUAUUGUUCUCGUGCAAAUUGUAAGACAGAGUAUAUUAUCAACAUACGACUCAUGAGAUGCAUUCCUUGGGGGUUAUUUUUAUACCACCGCAGCUGUAAACAAGUAAAUCUGAGCGGAAUUUAUGGACAUUUCCUUGAGAAUAAGAGCACGAACACUUGUGGCUAAAACCUUUACCAUGUCGUGCCUCCUCUUCAUGUGUUUAUUGACUCUUCCACCUCCAUAUGAGAACAAUGUAGAACUAUAGUUACCUCCUUGGCUUUGUUUUAAAUCAGUAAGCAAACGGCUCUCUUGUGCCGCUGUUUGGUUCACGGGGCUUUGUUAUUUUUUUCUGUACCCACCAAGGAAGUUUUUACACAUUUGUACUUCAUUUUUUUUUCUUCCCAUUUUUGUACUUUUUGAUGCCUUGUCUCAUUAGUGUUCGUCGUCAUUCUCGUUUCGUCUUCAGGAUCCUUGGAUGUUUUCCCCCUCUUAGUUUGAGUGUGUAGGAGCGCGAGUGCAGUGGGUUUGUGUGUGAGUGCUAGGCACGAAUCCACAACUCAUUACACAAAGGCACGAGAGAGCAAUUUUUUUCACGACUUUUUACGUUUAGGUGUUUACGAGAGAUAUACGUAUAGUUUAUUUAUGUCGACUGUCUUACCCUUUCAUUAACGUGUGUGUGUGUGUGUGAGUAUGUGUGUGUAUGUGUGUGUGUGAGUGUAUGCAUGCAAGCAGAAACUUACCCUUGUCUGGGUGUGUUGCUGGGCAUGCGUGUUGCGGCGGGCAUCUGGGUUGUCUCAGUGCCCCCCUUGCCCUCUGUUCGUCAUUUCAGGGCAAUCAUUCCUUUUGUUCUUGUUUUCUCUCUGUCCCUCAUCGUUAGGUAUCGUUUUCGGAAGUCCUCAACAUCGAUUUUUCUAACUCAUAUUCUUCCCACACUCUAAAAUCUCUGUUGCAUUUUGUAUUUCUGCAGUUAUAUUCAUGGUUAUUUUUUUAUCGUUUUUCUGCAUUUGUGGAUCCAUGGCCAUUUGAGUGAGUCUGGUCUUUCUCUUUUCAUUUUUUCUCUUCUCUCCUCCUCUUCUGCUAUCUCAUCCUCAUUGUCUACCAGUUGUGUUUACCGAAGAGCUGCCUCCCUUCCUCUGAUCCUCCCAUCGCCAACACCGCCGCAUCAAACGUUCAUAUUAUACUGCGGUUCAUUCACCCUCAUCCUGUUCCCUUACCUUUUAUUUCCAGGUCCCUUCCUCCCCUCGAGUUUGGUUCCCCCACAGUCCCGCCACCUCCUCCCCGACCCCCCUUUUAACCCCUCUUAUUCCCUCCACCCACCCACCCACAGUCCCCUCCCCCACCCUUCUGUAGCAAGUCAGGAGGCCGAGAGAACAGAGCUGCGAUACAUGAAAGUUACGUCAAAUGAAACUUAUCCAAGAUGGGCCGCGUACGCUGAGAGAACAAACCUUGGCAGCCCUAUUACAAAGCCUCCCGCUCCAGGGCCGGCCAACGCGACACAUAAUCGGAACGUCAGUAGAGUGUAGGAGUAGAGAGUGUUACCGCAAGGAAAUUGAAUACACGUGAAAGUGAGCUAAAGGUACAGCUGAAUUUCCUUAGCUCGUAAAGGGAGGUUUCUGCUUUACAUCGUCACCACAACAAAAAGAGUUCCGAACGUUGGCGUAGAAAAGAGUGCUGGAGUUAUUGUGGAAACGAUAAAUACAUGGGAAAGUAACUUAAAAGAAGUGAAAUAAAAGUGGAAAUGGAGGAUUUCCAAAUGUAGCAGCUGGAAUUCAAAGCUAAAUGCUAUAAAUGAUAUGAAGUA